AUGCUAUCCACGUGUGCUUCCAAUCUCGAGAAGCAGAGAGACGAUUUUGUUCGACUGAAUGGAUGGGAAACUUGGGAUAUCGACUAUGUUAGACCAUCAUCGAUUGGCUUGCAUGAGUUCGUCAAUCAGCGCAAGGCCACGCUGGAACCAGUUCUUAAGAAUAGCUCCUCUGAAGGAGAGUGGUUUUUGGAACAUACAGACCUGUUACCAAGGCUUGUGGCAUUGGUCAAAGACACACCAAGGCUGGUUGUAUUAGCAGCAGGGAACGAGGAUGAUAUCGACAACAAUGAUGGACACAAUGCGGAGGAUACAGAUCACGACAAAGAAAGGUUGGAGGGAAUCGCGACACUGUGUCACCAGAUGGAAGUGGCUAUUGAGUACACUGAGCUGUGUGAACAAGUGAUUGGACAUAUCGACGCGGAAAUUAGUCAAUGCAUGAGCACGGUCUUUGAGAUCAAGGAGAAACGGCUCGAGUCUAGUUUCACAGGGCAGAUUUCUGCAUCCCAACUCGACCAUGUGGCCAAAGAAGUAUACCCUUGGUUGACUCGUCAGGACAAAAGUAUCAAGGAGACCUUCUGUCAACUCAACGAUACCAAGAUUAAGCCGCUGACUGUGUCUCUCGGUUUCAUUCCCGAGAGGGUGGCCCAGUUCUCUUCCAGAUGUGAGCCCAUUUUCCCGACAUUUUCAUCUCUGGUGAACAUGAACUGGACCAAUCUGGAACAGCAGUGGCACAAUCUUAAGGGGGAGUUUGCAUUGGUGAAUGAGGAGUUGUCGACCAAGAAAUGGUCUUCGAUUCUGCAGUUGGCCAUCGACCAGCUCGGUGAAGAUCUCGACGCGGCAUUACUGACUGUUCUCCAGCGAGUCUGCAACGACAAGAACAUGUUUGUGGAGGAAGUUAAGGUUCUAUCGACUAAGAGACUGUCUACCAACUCGUCAAUCUUCUCCGAGUGCUCUGAAACCACAGAGAUAUCGGAUCAUGGAGCCAUCUCGCCACGGCUGUCAUUCGCACCCCAGUUUCCCGUCAAUAGAAGACUGCAUAUGCGAGUUGUGUCUCUGGACAGAUUCUCACCCAAGCCUGUGAUCAAACGACACUCAACCAGCGAGAAUCACGUACUUCGAGAUAUCGACAGCAGCAAAUUGAACCAGCAAAUUGAAAGCGACAAACAGCUUCAGGAGCGAAACGACUAUGCAAACAUAUCCUCUUCUGAUUUAUCCAACUCUUCUUCUUCGUCAGUGAUUGUGUCUACACCUGACUCAGACGCACUGGAGGCAUCGGAGCCAGUGGUACCUCUCAAAGACAUUCAGUUGCCUCCAUCCACCAGUUCACACAAGAAGUCUCCGUUGCAUGAUAUGAGUGUCAUCAUGGAGACGUUGGAGUCUAUUGAGUCUCCUACAGCUUCUCUAGGCGAAGGGACCACUUUGAGGGACUCUAAGGACUCAAAGUGUGGCUGCAACAGCGGACCCAUUCCCAAUGCUGCCAUUUUCAACAAGUUUAGAAGUCUCAAGACAACUAAAUCUUUCAUUCCCGUUACUAACUCUCCAAACAGACUGCUCCACAGAUACCCCCAACUGGGCAGCAAACCUUCCACUCCCGAUUCAGCAUCCAUCUGCUCGCUAUCAUCUUGUUCCGAUACGUCUUUUGGAUCAUCUAUCGGUUCUACUUCUACAGUGAAGCUAGGUGAGACUCCUUCUCUUCAGCCUAACGGUUCAAGCAGACAGUCUCUCAUUCCCCUACCUUCUCCAAACCGGCCUGCCAGCCGAUCGUCAUCUAGACUAGGCUCCUACGCGACCCCCUUGGCUACUCCUACUCGAAAGCCUCGUCUGAGUUACUCAGGAACUGGAGCUGCCGGUCUUUCAGGUAUGCGGUCGGUUAGCGACACCCCCGUCCUGACCGACGCCUCUAGGCGACGUAGCGAGUCCAGCACAAGCAGCAACAGUCGCCGAAGCUCCUUUCUCCCUUCACCUGUGAAGCGUCAAUCUCUGAUGCCUCCCAGUACUCCUCGAGCAGUGUCAAGAGAAGGAUACAACUCGUACCACUCUGGACGAGUGUCUCGGGAAGGCAUUAGAGGUGCUUCUUCUCGUGAUGGUAUGUCUCUUGCCAACGCUGGCGUGCGUAUCGCCAAACCAGUGGUCCGGUAG
Molecule: messenger RNA, 2139 nt
Organism: Yarrowia lipolytica CLIB122
Lineage: Eukaryota; Fungi; Ascomycota; Dipodascomycetes; Dipodascales
Biological process (GO): nuclear migration along microtubule; establishment of spindle localization; mitotic spindle orientation checkpoint signaling
Cellular component (GO): spindle pole body; mating projection tip; cell cortex
Source: RefSeq, a predicted model, not a curated record